Messenger RNA from Papilio xuthus (Asian swallowtail), 2915 nucleotides. RefSeq lists its product as uncharacterized. The transcript is spliced from 8 exons. NCBI's taxonomy places the organism in Eukaryota, Metazoa, Arthropoda, Insecta, Lepidoptera, Papilionidae. Bases 484 to 2238 code for a protein of 584 amino acids. The record is from RefSeq and is a predicted model, not a curated record.
AUGGACAGUUGUCGCGUCGCUAUUUCGGCAAAUCCAGAUGGUCACUUGCUCGAUUUCCACCUUAUAAUAUAAAUAAAAACUAGCCUAUUACGUCGUAUAUUUUACAAUCAAUUUACGCAAACUGAAACAAUCUGUUUAUUGUAAAAGAAUUCGGAUGUAUAUUUUUAUACAACGUCGGAACAAAGACAUAAAAUCUUAACUAAGAAUGAAUUAAAAUUCGAAUCAUCGAAGUAAUAAAUGAAUAUAGGUAUGGGGAGGCAUAAAAUAAUGUUACAAUAAAGUGUGUACUGCGCAUGAGUGAAAUGAAGUGGCAUUUAAGGGUCAUCAGCCGAGCUCAGUACGAUCUUCAGGGCGACCGAGUCAGCAUCGACUGAUCCAAUUACUGAAUACUUCGCAACUCACAACCCUACUUGCUGAACGAUAUCUCGAUUAAAACGCGGCCCAAACUGGGUGAUAUACUCCAAAUGGAAUCACCUUGAAGAUAUGUAUCUGUUGUUCGACGCAUGGCGACAGCGCAGCAUCAUGUCGGGCAUGACGGGAGCCAGCAUGUUGCGAACCAGGCGCAAAGAUGUCAAUGUCAAGCCCAACAGGAAGUUGGAUCGGAAGUCGUCUCGGGGCAUGCUCUACGAGAACGAGGAGUUAAGGCUGCGCACGAUCAACAUAAAUGCAGAAGUAGAGAGGGGUCAGUCAGAUAUUAAGAAGUUGAAGAGAGAAAACGAACAGUUAAAGCGAGAAAUAUCAGCACUUCGCUAUGAGUAUGACCGCUUGGAUAGCAUGCUGCGUGAGCGACGCUCCUCGCCGGAGCAUUCGGACGACAGCGCGUCGGUGAGCAGCGCGUGCCCGGAGUGCGCCAGUGUGGACUCUGCCCGUGCUGUCGCCUUCCACGACCUCAGCGUCGUGCCUGAGGAGGCAGAGGAGGGGAACAAGAGCGGCGUUGAAUCUCCAUGCACCUGUGAGGAGUGUCGGAACGAUGCGACAACAGAGGCCGCGCCCCGCCAGGACAGCGAGGACGUGACCUCGCAAAACAUGGAGCGGCUAAACAAUGUCGACUCGCGACCCAAACUCGAAGACAAUGGACACGAGCGGACAGUUGACGUAAUUAUUCACGAUGCGCCCGAUAUGCCUAGAUACUUCCAGUCGGUGACGUCAUCGCCGUGUCAUGUGCUCGCGCCCCCGCCGCCCGGCUUCGUGCUGGCGCCCGCCCCGCUCCCGCCCGCCGCCGCCGCCACCGCCACCGCCCUGCACACCACCUACAUCCAGCAGAACUCCGUCAUCAUGUGCAACACGCGCCACGUGCUGCAGCGUCAGUGCUGCUGCCAGACGCCCCACACGCUCGCCCCGCUCGCCCCACACGCCCCGACCGACCAGCCCCCAGUCGAUACACAGCCGCCUAAGUCCUAUGUCACUGAAAAAAAUAUAGAACUGACGUACGAUUACCCGCGUUCGACGCCCGUCCCGAGCAACUCCAGCCCGAAGUCUGGCGACGAGCUAACGACGACCACCGAAGUGGCCAGCACCGUCGUCUUCGUCGAGAGACGGAUACCGGUCAAGCCGAAGAAGUUCGACUUCUUCUUCAGGUCGCGAUCGGCGCCCGUCGGCGACCACGAGGAGCCGAUAUAUGCGACCGUCAACAAGCUGCCCAAGCGGCUGCGGCGCAUGGAGCUCGCUAAUCUCGAGAAGGAGGUCGCCUACCGGGCGGCCGAGCCAGACUCCUCUGUGCGGACGGAGGUCACGCUCAAAACUGACUCCGAGUCUCAGGCCCCGCCACCGGACGACGACACCAGCCGGUCCGAGAGAGAGAAAUCCUCCGCACCGCAGAGACCGGAGUCGCCGAAAGCGAAGAAGCGCAAGCGAUUCUCGCUAACCUUCAAAAAGAGAGAAAGAAAAAGACGAGAUAAGAAAAAGGAGGCAAAGAACGGUGCGGCCAAGAACGGAGUGCAGGCGCCGCUGGAGAGCGACAACGAGCGGCUGCUGGAGGGUGCGGGGGAGGGCGAGGGGGCGCGGGCGCGGCGCUGCUCUCGCCACCGCCCGCGCGCCUCCACCGCGGGCCCGCGCUACAAGCGGGACAGCUACCAGGAGAUGACGACAUCCCACUCGGAGCACGAGAGGACGAACAGCGUGUGCUCGUCUAUGAACUCCCUGGGCUCGGCGUGCACGCACAAGUCACGCAAACUCUCCGCCGCGCCGCAAGAUGGCGCUAUUCCCUGGUGCGGCUGCUGGGGCGCCGGCUGCGUGUAGAUACAUCAUAGAGAGUAGAACAAGAAACGAUUAAUGACCUAAAUCUAUCGAGUUUGUUCCUAGAUUGUUCAAUGUGCACAAGGAAUACAUUAACCAGUGAUUCUCAGUGGUCCAGAUGACGUUGUUGUGCGAAGGUUCACAUGUAGAAGAAUUAUAACAACAGGAUGUUCAAUAAAACCAAUAAUAUUUUGAAAAGGAACUACGAUAAUGUUAAAUAUUGAACGAAAAUGGUGUUCGUGACAAAUUUAUAACCUCAAAAGUUAAAAAGAUAUCAAAUAUUUACAGAAUUUGUUUUUUUACGGCAUUUUUGUGGUUUGAUGUUCCAGGUGCUUGGAUAUUCUGUGAACUCUUCCUAAUUUAUUGAACAAUAGCUAGUGAAGUGAAUUUAGUUUAGAAUUUAAAAAAUAAUUUGUUAAUAAAGAGUACCUACACAUUAACAUAACUAUUAAGUUAUUUAAAUAAAAAGUAGCAGAACAAAUUGACCGUAGACUUAUAACUUUAUAGAUGGAGUGUUUGACUAAUCGAGUCAAUUUUUUAAAUGUCAUUGUAUCAUAAGGGACUACACUUUGGAUAUUUAUCCUUACAAAACUCCUUCGGAGUUCUUAUUUCGUCACGCGUUUGUGCUCCCUAUUAGGUAUUUAUAGAUUUUAAAUCAGAAAUUUAAUUAAUUGUAAUAG